AUGGGUUCGCGCGAUCUUGGCCACCAACAGAGCAGACACGAUACUUUAGGAUCUCGCCGAGAUGGCCGACAAGGUGAUGGACAACCUACGCAACGGGGAGCUGUUGGCCGUGAACGCUGGCUCGGCUCGCAGCUCGUCGUCAACCCCAACCGUGGCGGAGGUGAACAUCUAGCUGUUGACCCAGAUGAAGACUAUGGCACUGGAGCUCAAGAGGCUGCGCAGUGA
This is a messenger RNA of Parnassius apollo (apollo), 225 nucleotides long. Lineage: Eukaryota; Metazoa; Arthropoda; Insecta; Lepidoptera; Papilionidae. The record is from the annotation of a GenBank genome assembly.